Portunus trituberculatus (swimming crab) is the source of this 5736-nucleotide messenger RNA. RefSeq names its product nephrin-like. Gene Ontology annotation, biological process: cell-cell adhesion. NCBI's taxonomy places the organism in Eukaryota, Metazoa, Arthropoda, Malacostraca, Decapoda, Portunidae. The record is from RefSeq and is a predicted model, not a curated record. Bases 459 to 5063 code for a protein of 1534 amino acids. The transcript is spliced from 26 exons. Gene Ontology annotation, cellular component: cell-cell junction. Gene Ontology annotation, molecular function: cell adhesion molecule binding.
AGUCGACGCUCAACCUCGGUGCGGAGAGGACACGCUCUCGCUGUCUCCGAAACUUGCUACUUGGGAGAACUUUUAUCGUAGUCGUAAACUUAGUGAAGAAAAAGUAAAAUUCGUGCAGCUUUCUUUUUUGGGGAAUGCAAGUGAACCUAACUUGUUGAGAUGGAACAGUGAGCGGACAGAAUCAUCAGUCUUCAGGCCAGACUUUGACUGAGAAAAGGGAACGUCUUGAAGAACUGAAAGAAAUGUGCUGACUGAGUGUGGACUGUGGAGCUUUGAAAGAGACACCACACAAAGGAAGGACGCCCUAGAAAAGUCAUUCGAAAAAGAAUUCAUACUGAAGCGAAAAAGAAAAAGUCGAGUUGAUCAAUCAGUGAGGACGAUCUUGGCUUGAUGUGUGACGACGAUGAUGACGUGACACUCCUUCGCCAGUGAUUCCAUGUGAAGCGGAGGUAGUAACUAUGGCGACAUCACAUCUUAUAGCACCAUGGCCCCGAGGAGCAGCAGCAUCUGCACCUCUGUUCGUCUUCCUGCUCCUCUCCGCUUCCCCUCAAGGUGCAGCGGGGCAGGACCAGGCUUUCCGCGAGAGGCCUGACAGCGUGCAAGUGAGGGCAGGCAGCGAUGUGUUCCUGCGCUGUGCCGUGGACCACCAGCAGGGCAAGGCACAGUGGACAAAGGACGGCUUCGCUCUGGGCUUCGAGCGGAACGUGCCAGGCUACCCGAGAUACCAGUAUUCAGGAGAGGCGGCGCUGGGGGAGCACCACCUUAUCAUCAAGGGCAUCACGCUGGAGGAUGACGGCGAGUACCAGUGCCAGGUCGGCCCCACCGCCAACGCCCGCCCCAUCUGGGCCGCCGCCAAUGUCACUGUCAUGGUGCCGCCGGGGAGCAUCAAGGUGGCGGGGCGGCUGGAGGGUGAGGUGGUGGUGGCGACGGAGGGGGAGGAAGUACAGCUGGAGUGUGUGGUGGGCGAUGCACGGCCGGAACCUUCUCUCGCUUGGUACCGAUCCGGGAUUCUAGUGGACGCUGCGCUGCAGAGCACGGUGAGGAAGCCAUCGACGCGGCGGAGGUUAGUGAGUUUGACGAGCAGACUCACAGUGAAGGCCACGAGAGCAGACGACAUGAAACAGUACACGUGUCGAGCACUGCAUCCCGCUCUGCAGCACCCCGCCCUGCCCCUAGCCGCAUCUGUUACUCUCUCCGUCCUGCACCCUCCCGAGCCGCCAGUCAUUACUGGAUACCGUACCGGGGAAGUGCUGGCGGCAGGGGAGCGACGCACCCUCACCUGCCGAGUAGUGGGCGGUAAUCCAGGCCCGUGGGUCACCUGGUACUGGCAUCAAGUCCUGCCCAACAACACGAUUCGCACGCAGGCCAGGAAGAGCGUCCACCUCAACGAUAAAACGAGCAGCGGUCUGAGGAGCCGCGGUGCCACGGUGACGCAGCAGGUGACUGCCUCCAGAACAGAUGAUGGGGCUAAAUACGAGUGCCGCGUCACCAGCGACCAGCUUAGCCGACCUUAUUCCGCUAACGUCACCCUCACUGUCCAUUACGCGCCGGCGCAGGUACGAGUGAACGGGCCCAGCGUGGUGACGAUGGGACAGCGCUACACCCUCACCUGCCUCACCUCCCCCGCCAACCCACCCGCCACCCUCACCUGGAUCCUGGAUGGUGAACGGAUGAACACAACGACAACAACAGUGACGAGGGACGAUGGAGGAGGCUGGAUCACAUCUUCGGAGCUGAGUGGCAAGGCGGGACGGGCCAGCGGAGUGCGGAUGGUGCAAGCCAGGUGUGAGGCGAAACAUUUGGAGUCUUCUGGCGUCCUCACUCAUUCCCGCAACAUUACCGUCUUGCGUCCUCCAAGUCAGCCAACAGUAGAACUCAAUGCCAAGGGUCAGGUGGUGGCGGGCAGCCUUGUGGAGUUCACGUGUAUCACUAAGGGAGGACACCCGCCCCCUAAAGUCAGGCUUUAUAAGAGCGAGAAGGAACUGACGGCGCAGACAGCAGUGCGGGGCGGCGUGACCAAGGUGACGGCAACGAUGACGGCAGCUGCGGAGGACAACGGGGCGAGGAUGCGAUGUGAGGCAACCAAUUCCGCCCUUCCCGCGCCCCUCACUGCCGUCACUACCCUCAACCUCCUCUUUCCAGCGUGGGAGGUGCGAGGCUGGGCCAACCCUCGCAGCGUAGAGAUGGGCCAUGUUGUGACCCUUACAUGCGAAUCUUCGGCCAGCGUGCCCCCUUCUACCAUCACCUGGCACACCUCCAGCAACGCCCUCGCACAGCCCUCCUCCAGACAGUCCCCAGGGAGCUUCGGCGGAACGAUCACCAGGUCUGAGAUGCGUGUACGAGUGCGCGCCGAGGACCAAGGCCGCGUAGUGACCUGCGAGGCUGACAACGGUCUGGAUGUGACAGUGGCAACGAACAUUACUUUGGACGUGUUGCACGCCCCGGUGUGGGUGGAGGCCCCGCGAGGGAGAGUGGACGCUGUAGAGGGGGACAACGUUACCAUCAUCGCCAAAGCUCAAGCCAAUCCAGGCCCAAUCAAGUACAAGUGGCGGCGAGGAACGGAGGAGAUCGGGAACGGCACUGGCGGGGACGGGGCGCUAAGACUGGGGCCCCUACACCGCCUGCACUCCAACAACUACACGGUCACUGCCACCAGCCCCCACGGCACAGUCUCCUCCAACUUCUACCUCAACGUACAGUACGGACCAGAGCACAUCGAGGCAGAGAGACGCGUCAAUGUAGCUCGGAACAAGUCUGCCACGGUCUCCUGCUCUGCCUCAGGGAACCCCAUGCCGACCAUUACCUGGACCAAGAAGACCAGCAACGUGACGGGACGUUUGCUAGCGGAGGGCGUUGGGGAGGCGCACCUGGUUGUCAAGAUGGCAUCACCCGCGGACACUGGCGUCUACCUGUGCCAAGCCUCCAGCCCCGUGGCCACAGCGCCCCACGUGCCCUCGACCAUAGUGGUGGAGCAGGCGCCGUGGUGGAGCAACCGUCGCCCGGGGGAUGUGGUGGGCAGUUCGUGGGCGCCUCUGAGUGGGAGUGGGGUGCUUGAGUGCCACAUAAAGGCCCACCCGCCCCCAACCUUCCACUGGGCUACCCGGGACGGAAGAACGAUCACCCCCAGCAGGAAGUACACCUUUCUGCCGCCAAAGCUGGUGGACGGCGUGGUGGAGUGGUCCUCAAGGUUGGAAGUCCGCAGCGUUACCCCCGAGGACUACACCACCUACACGUGCACGGCCACCAACGCCCUGGGCAAGCACACGUCAACACUCACCCUCACCCCACCAGUCCCGCCCGCCACGCCUAAACAUCUUGCCGUAGCCAACGUGACCACUGGAGAGGUGUUGCUGGUGUGGCGGCCAGACCUCAGCCGCAGCAUCCCGUCUGGUUACCUGGUCAACGUGUGGCGAAACAGCGAAACGGGUGUACAGGUCCUGAACGUGUCUGGCAGCGAGAGAACGAGUACCCUGGUAGGGGACCUCUCGCCGGGCAUUCUCUACUCUUUCACCGUGCAGGCGUUCAAUCCUCAGGGCGUGUCAAGGCCGUCCGUGCCUCCCCUCACCGCCACCACGCUGGGAGUGGCGGAGAGUGCCAGCAGCAGCAGCAGCAGUGGCAGCGGUGACGGCGGAGGUGCGAGCGGGUCAAGAGUGCCGCGCCUCAUCUUGCUCAUCAUGACGUUGGCAGGGACGGCGCUCCUCGCUCUCAAUAUUGCCAUUAUUGCCUGUUUUGUCCGGCGCAGAGCAGCACACAACAACCGCGGAGUCUCCGCCUCCUCCAGUAAAACCACCACGCUGGAGGUAUUCUCGCCCGCCACCACGCCCGGCACCACGCAGGGCGACGAGCUUCCCAUCACCUCCACCAAGGGCCUCACUGCUAUCACUAGGCAGUGCGUGGAGGGACAGCCAAGCCUGGGAGACACGGAACAGACCAGUCUCUUUCACAGUAAUGACCACGGUGGAUCUCUCGCCGCCCCACUGGACCCAGGCCUCUCUGCCACUGCCCCCAGAACAGGGUACAGAAACGGCAGCAGGAGUCACCAGAACGGCGGAUUAUAUCUGCAGAAGUACCGUGAGGACACCCCGUAUUACUACUCGCCGCUGCCACAGAACCAUAGUGUGUCUGGGGAGGAGGGCGUGAUGGCACGGCCCGGCAACCCCCCAGACGUGUGUCCCACCACCUCGGACUCCCGAAGCACUCUCACACGCCGCUCUCAUCGCUCCCAUCCCGAAGGGCAGAACCAGCGGCAGCAACAACAAGCACCGAAGCAGCAGCAGCAGCAACAACAACAGCAACAGCAACAACAACAACAACAACAAAAGCAACAACUAAGGCAGCAGCAGGUGUCUGACAUGUACCCCAUGGAACCACUGUCAGCCCCUACCGGAGGAUACUUUCACGCCGUCACUGACAACCAACGGCGACACUCUGUGGACGAGAAGCGGCGCCCAGGAACCCAGCCGAGUCACCACCACCACUACCAUCACCACCACACAGAGCAGCAGCUGCUACAGAACCGCGGCUCGCCUAGGACAACGGAAGGCCACGAUGGCAGCCGCCGCCAGCACCACCUCCACAAUCUGGACCAGUUCAACGCGUACAGCCAGAACCACCGCGAAAUUACAGCAGCAAACACAGGCAUGGCUGGCAGUUACGCCACUCUUGGUCCGCGGCGCCUGCAUCACCAACAGCAGCAGCAGCAUGCGGCGGCAACGCAGUUCUCUACGUUGCAGCGACCACUCUCCAAGGCCACGCCGGGUCCUCACAACGGCCACAGGGACCAUCACCGCCACCACGACCAGCGGACAUCGGAGGGUGCUGACGGGACUGGAACGACGCAGGAUGACAGCGGGUCAUCAGGGUACGGUGGCAGCCCUCGCCAAGAAGUAGGUGGAACCUCCGCAGGCGGUGCGGGGGCGCUGGCCUGUCCCCAACCCGCCGAUGCAGCCUCCGCCUCUGCCACCACAUCGACGCUCAGUAGAACUCGGUCUUCCAGUGACCACUCCAAGAAAGGGAAGGGCGACUUGCCCGAGCCAAGGGAAGGCGUUGGGCAGGGAAAGUGAGAAUCGCGUCAGCCUGUCAGCUGGCUUGCGAUAAGACAACAAAAUUCAAGGCCGGGCUGAGAGUUGGGAGGCCCAUCUCUCUCAAACCCUCACGGACUUCCCCAUUGCAUCUCCGCCGCCUCUUUCUUUUCCGACUUUUGCUGCUGCUGUUGCUGCUGCUGCUGCUCCUCUUGCCGCCGCUGCCGCUGCUGCUGCUGCUACCGCUCCUCCACCACGAAUCAACAAGUUAUCCACUUAUAUUAUGUUCUGUACACCGCGACCACAGAUGAGAUGAAGUGCGGGACACAUAAUUUGACACCACUGAUCAAGACAGACCGAGAGAAAGAGAGAGAGGCGACUGUUUGUGUUUUGUAUCAGUCAUCCAUAGGCGGGAGUCCGUGUGGGCCUCGCCGUACAUACAUAGCUUUAAGGCAACGUCAAAAGAGCUUCUUGAUUGCUGUUCCCAUACCACCAAUCACCCUCUCGCCCGCCGCCCUGGCUCCCCCUCUUCCUCUUCAUCCUCUACAAUUUACAUCCUCAUCCCUACCUCGUCCUUCCUCCCUACUCCUUCCUCCUGUUGAACAUGUGUCGUGAAAUGUUCAUAUUUUUGUAAAUGUGUGUGUGUUAGUGGUAGGUUGUGUAUGUUAGCGUUAGGGUGUGUGUGUGUGUGUGUGUGUGUGUGUGUGUGUGUGUG